GCUGUUUUUGAGUGAGUGUGUCGACAAGAGCGAGUGACUGACGACAGAUCAAAUGAUGUCUCAAGAAUCAAGUCUGCAUCACAGGAUGUUGAUAGCCGCACUGAUUGUUUUUACCCAAGACCUGAGCCGCGGAGGAGGAGCGCAGGCAUGGACCUACAGCUACAGCACCACCCCAAACCGGAGAUGGCAUGAGGCCCGCCAGUGGUGCCACCAGCACUUGUCAAACAUGGUAACCAUCCAGACCCCGGAGGAGACUGACUUCAUCAACAACCUGCUGCCAUUUAACCAGAAAUAUUACUGGACAGGCAUUCGCAAAGUGGAUGGAGUGUGGACCAGGGAAGGAAACAAUAAGACUGUACCAGAGGAUGCUCAGAACUGGGCGCCAGAGGAGCCAGAUAAAAUUGCGGGUCAGGACUGUGUGGAGAUUUACAUUAAGAGGAAUAAAGACACAGCCAAGUGGAACAAUGAAAAAUGCCAAAGUAAGAAGGGAACUAUCUGCUACUCAGCCUCUUGUACACAGGAUUCCUGCAGUGCCCAUGCAGACUGUGUGGAGACCGUGGGGAACUAUACUUGCCAGUGUCAUCCUGGUUUCCAUGGGCCACGCUGUGAGGAGGCAAGCGCAUGCAAACCCUUGCUGGAACCACAACACGGUUCUCACCACUGUUUUCAUCCCUAUGGGUCCAAUCGUUUCAACUCUUCCUGCCGUUUUCACUGUGAACUUGGCUUUCGCUUGUUGGGCUCGCCCCAACUGUUGUGCCAAACCAGUGGGCAUUGGAACAACCCAGUUCCUCUGUGUCAAGUUGAACAGUGCCCAGUUCUGAACCACACUAACAUCAGUGGAGGUGGUAUGAACUGCAGCCACCCCAUCGCUCCUUACAGCUACAACUCCAGCUGUGAGGUCAGGUGUGAUGAAGGCUAUGAGCUCAGUGGAGGGAGCCAGAUGCGUUGUGAACACACUGGGCGGUGGACUGCCAGUGUCCCAGCAUGUACAAUAAAAAAGUGCUCCCCCAUUUUCUUUCCUGUCACGGGCAACAUGACGUGUGUGGACACUCUGGAGCCUUUCUCCUUUGGCUCACAGUGUAACUUCAACUGCCAGGAAGGCUACAACCUGACCGGAGACAGCUUGCUCACCUGUCUGGCUUCAGGACAAUGGAGCAAAGCUACACCUACAUGCACGGUGGUACAGUGCAACAGUCUGGAGGCUCCACCCCAUGCCUCCGUCGAAUGCCAAGACCCUUUAGAAGUGUACAGCUAUGGCUCAAUAUGCACCGUGCAAUGUGAAGAAGGAUUUGAUCUGAUUGGCGCAAACAUGACACAAUGUUCUUCACAGGGCAGCUGGAGUCACACACUUCCUGUCUGCCAGGCUAAGAAGUGCAAUCCCAUAAAUCCCCCCCCCCAUGGCUCCCUUUCCUGUUCUGACCCACAUGGUUCCUUCAGUUUUGGUUCACAUUGUAUGACAACAUGUGAUGAGGGUUUUCUCCUGAAUGGGACAGCCAACGCUGAGUGCACCUCUCUGGGCAUGUGGAGCGCCGACAUCGCACACUGCUCGGCUAAAAGAUGUCCAGCUCUGAACUCCACUACCUAUGGCUCCUUAUUUUGCUUUGAUCCACAUGGAGAGUUCAGUUUUGGUUCUCAGUGUACGUCAGCUUGUGAGGAGGGUUUUCUCCUGAAUGGGACGGCCGACACAGUGUGCACCUCUCUGGGCACGUGGAGUGCAGACAUCCCACAUUGCUUGGCUAAGAGAUGCCCCUCUCUGAACUCUCCCCCCCAUGGCUCCUUUUCCUGCUAUGAUCCUCAUGGAGAGUUCAGCUUUGGUUCUCGGUGCACAUCAACCUGUGAGGAGGGUUUUGUCCUGAAUGGGACAGCUAACACAGAUUGCACAUCUGUGGGCAAGUGGAGCAGAGACGUCCCACGUUGCCUGGCGAAAAGAUGUCCCACUCUGAACUCUCCCCCUCAUGGCUCUUCAUCCUGCUCUGAUCCUCAUGGAGAGUUCAGUUUCGGUUCUCGGUGCACAUCAGCCUGUGAGGAGGGUUUUGUCCUGAGUGGGACGGCUGACACGGAGUGCACCUCUGUGGGCACGUGGAGCACAGAGACCCCACAUUGCUUGGCUAAGAAAUGUCCUUCUCUAAACUCUCCCCCUCAUGGCUCUUCAUCCUGCUCUGAUCCUCAUGGAGAGUUCAGGUUCGGUUCUCGGUGCACGUCAGCCUGUGAGGAGGGUUUUGUCCUGAAUGGUACAGCUGACACGGAGUGCACCUCUGUGGGCACGUGGAGCACGGAGACCCCACGUUGCUUGGCUAAGAAAUGUCCCACUCUCAACCCUCCGGCUCAUGGCACCUUUCUCUGCUCUGAUCCUCAUGGAGAGUUCAGUUUUGGUUCUCGGUGCACAUCAACCUGUGAGGAGGGUUUUGUCCUGAAUGGGACGGCUGACACUGAGUGCACCUCUCUGGGCACGUGGAGCACAGAGACCCCACGUUGCUUAGCACGUCCAUGCCCCCUACUGGCCGAAGCUCCACAACACGGGAGGAUGAACUGUAGCCAUCCAUUCUCCCCAUUCAGCUACAACUCCAGCUGUGGCUUUGAAUGUAAUGAGGGUUUCUGGCUGAGGGGGACACCAACAAUGACCUGCAGCAACUCAGGCCACUGGAGUCAGGAUCUACCCACUUGCCAGCCGGUACAGUGUGAGGAUAUCCCAGCCUCGUCUUUACCCCUGUCUAUGAACUGCUCCCACCCUCUGGGGCAUUUCAGUUUUGGCUCCCAGUGUCUUUUUACCUGUACAGGUGGAUUCUCCCUGAAUGGCACUGAGGUGCUGCUUUGCUCCUCUGCUGGGUUUUGGAGUGACAGCCUUCCUAACUGCACGGAAGCUACUCCGGUGGGGGCUGCCAUGCUGAUGAACAGUGCAACCGGGGCAACCUCUGUUCUUGUGCCACUUCUCCUGAUAGGACUGGGUUUUUUGGCUUUGUUCAUUUUGACACGAUCUAAGAAAAGAGGACAUGCAAUCACAUAUGACGGGCCAUCGUGGGAAGAAAGAGAGAAUCCAGCGUUUGAGUUUUGAUUUUUGAUUUUCUUUUUGUUCUUUCUUGAGACUUUUGAUUUUUGCAGCAAAUCAUUUUCAAAUACUGAAACCACUUAAUGCUUGCUGUUAUUAUUAUUAUGUGAGGCUUGAUGGCAGGCUUUAAAUUUAGAUAACCAAGCAAUUGCUGUAUACUUUGAAUGAAAAGCUUUACCUUCUGUUAUACUUAAAGAAAUCAAAAUCAUGCAUGGUAGAUGUACAGUACAGCUUGUGUGCAGCUUUUACUCCUUUCCAGUUUCCUGCUUCCUGCAUCUCGUCUUGUCACUUAAAUUGUCAAUAAAUUAUAAUCCUCC
Molecule: messenger RNA, 3363 nt
Organism: Seriola aureovittata
Lineage: Eukaryota; Metazoa; Chordata; Actinopteri; Carangiformes; Carangidae
Gene: selp
Product: selectin P
Exons: 18
Coding region: 53-3052 (999 amino acids)
Biological process (GO): leukocyte tethering or rolling; heterophilic cell-cell adhesion; response to cytokine
Cellular component (GO): membrane; external side of plasma membrane
Molecular function (GO): calcium ion binding; sialic acid binding; oligosaccharide binding
Source: RefSeq, a predicted model, not a curated record